Callithrix jacchus (white-tufted-ear marmoset) is the source of this 1711-nucleotide messenger RNA. It is a transcript of the gene C12H10orf62, whose product is annotated as chromosome 12 C10orf62 homolog. The record is from RefSeq and is a predicted model, not a curated record. Lineage: Eukaryota; Metazoa; Chordata; Mammalia; Primates; Cebidae.
CUCUCCCUCUGAACUCUGCCCUGUAGUGGGGCUAGUGGCUACAAGUGGGGAUGGAAUAUGCCAGGCUGGCAGCAGACAUGGGCCCUGGAUGGAGGGGUGCACUGGUCUCAGGUGGCCAGGAAUGGAUGCCAACCCAGUCAAGGGGGUCCUUCUGCCAUGGCCAGCCUGACCCAGCAUCUUUUGCCCCCUGAGGCCACCAGAUGGGGAGAGAGAGAAAAACAAAUGACUGGAAGAUACAAAGGACUAAGUUGCAGAAUGGGUUACAAGCAGAAGGCAGAAGGGACUCGGAUUCGGAGAAGCCGCCAUUUCACUGAGCUUUCGGACAGCUGUCAGGGUGGGAAACAGGACCCAGGCCUCGGGCAAUGACUGCCAGGCUAGACAUGAGGAAUGCUGUGGGCUCCCCCCACCACACCCCACCCCACCCCCAACUGCCUUCCUCACAAUGGGGCUCAUUGCUGAGGUGGUGGGGAGCACCUAGGGAGGAUGCAGCAGGGGCCCUGCCUGCCAGACAUCCUUAUGGAGCCUGCCCUUUGAAGCAUGAACUGUACCACCUGAGCUCACCCACGUGCUCUCAGCUCUGCCUGCCUGGUGUGGGGUCCUGGAGACCUUCCUGGAGUUCAUCCAGCAGCCAUCAUGCAAGGUGGUGCUGGGAACUGCCCUCUUGCUAGGAGGUGGAGGUCUCAUGCUGUGGGUUCAGAGAAAGAGGAGAAGGAAGCAAAUCUCUAAUGGUGCGGCAGACGAGGACAAGUCACCAGAGUUCCAUAAAGAAAAGAAAAAAAGCUGGAUCAAAUCUCACUUUAGCUGCCUUUCAGAAGAGAAUCUGCCCCCCAGCAACCAUGCCAUCACCAGCGGCAGUGCUCCCCAGACUGAGAGUGGGAGUGGAGAGAACAGCACCACGAUUCGCAUGGAGACCUUCACCACCAGGCGUGGAGAAGUGGGCUCUGCUGUGCACCGGGAAGCCUUCAGCAGCAGGCAGAAGACAUCUGGGUCCUCGGUGAUCAAAGAGAUCCACCAGGAGUCUGGAAAAGCCAUAUCGGCCGAUGAGGCCACGUGGGCCGCUGUGGCUACCUGCGCCAAGGAGAUUGACACCCAGGGGCGCCACCUGGCUCACUCCAUGCUGCAGCAGGCCACAGCUUACCAGCACUCAGGUCACCUGGAGUCCAAGGACAUCAACCAGGAGGAGCUGAGGGCCCUCGAGGAGGUGGAGAUGAAACUGCAAAGGAAUUUCCUCAUCCAGCAGGAAAACACCAUAGCUGGUGCCAACCACACACACACUUUCUAUGGCCACGGUCACCAUGGCCACCUGAGCCACCAGAGCCACAGCCUGCCCAACCGCAGACACUAGAUCUGUGACUCCUUGGAAGCCACCUAACCAUGGAUGGAGAUGCCCCUGCCCCCAGCAAGGCUGGCUCACACACACAGGCCCAUUUUCUCUCCUACGGGGCAAUCUACGUAGCCCAGGGUGAGAUGCUGCGCCCAAAUCCCUGCUUUCUUAGGCUCCCCACACGGAUCACAGGCCCUUUUGACUCCAUGCGUGGGUCUGCCACAGACGAUGGCCCUUGUCGGAGGGAGAGCUGGGAGAACACGGCACAGCUGAGACAGACCCUGAGGCCUCUGAAAACCCACCAAGAGAAGACAGACAGGAGCAGGCUAGAGCCCCACACUGAUGCCAAUGCCUGCAAUGGAGCCAAUAAAGCCUGGUGUGCCCUCA